Carassius auratus (goldfish) is the source of this 5544-nucleotide messenger RNA. RefSeq names its product period circadian clock 3 (gene per3). The transcript is spliced from 23 exons. Gene Ontology annotation, cellular component: nucleus; cytoplasm. Gene Ontology annotation, biological process: circadian regulation of gene expression; entrainment of circadian clock by photoperiod; negative regulation of transcription by RNA polymerase II. Bases 298 to 4116 code for a protein of 1272 amino acids. The record is from RefSeq and is a predicted model, not a curated record. Gene Ontology annotation, molecular function: transcription corepressor binding; transcription cis-regulatory region binding. NCBI's taxonomy places the organism in Eukaryota, Metazoa, Chordata, Actinopteri, Cypriniformes, Cyprinidae.
GGCCAAUGGGAUUCGAGAAGGCGUGGCUCCGGUCGGCCAGACUCACGUGGGGCUGAUGUGUUGCGUUCCGGAGGAGUAAUGGAGGGACGCACGAGGAACUCUAGCAAGUGAUUAUUGAACAUAAACAUCAAUUCUUUCAGUGGAAGACUGUAUGUAACCAGCUAGUCAAACAUCAUCAUCCCCAUGGAUUUCUCUAUAGACCUUCAUUUUUAAUGUGGACAAAGUCAUCGGAGCAUCUCGAUUCUGGAUCAGAGCUUCAGUAGCUUUGGGCAGCGGUCCGAGGAGAACUUGUGGGAAAUGCCGGGAGGAGACGGCUUUCUCGAUGGAGAAGAGGAGAUCUCUUCUCCAGGAUCCAGCAAGCAUUCGGGACAGACGGACCAUGCUAACAGCGGGCAGGACCCCGGGACCAGCGGAGCAGGGUCCGGAUCGGGUUCAGGUGAGGAGGAGGAAGCCGAGGAGCAGCGAGGAAGGAGCAGCAGAGAGGAGAGUUCAGCAGGCUGUGAGGAGAGCGGAGGAGAGCAGACGCACGAGGAUGUGGACAUGAACAGCGCUCACGACUCCAGUGUCGGAGGCUCACGACAUCAUCAUUCCUCGGCCAGCUGCAGCCCAGGAAGCACCAAGAGCUCCAAAUCUGCCACUGGUUCCUCGUCGUCCAGUUUUCACAGCGCUCAUCACACAGAGUGCAGUGAGCAGACGGAGCACGGGCGUGAGCAGACGCACCGAGAGAUGAUGCAGACGGUGCAGGAGAUGAAGAAACGGCUGCCGUCGGAGAAGAGAAGCCGCAGUAAAGCCAGUACUGUGGAGGCGCUCAACUACGCACUGAACUGUGUCAAACAAGUACAAGCAAACAGCGAGUACUACACCUUACUAAUGAGCUCCGGACUGGAGGAGAGACGAGACACUACUGUGUGCACGCUGGAGGAUCUGGAGGGAAUCACAUCCGAACACACGCCCAAAAACACUGACACGUUUGUGGUGGUCUUCUCUCUGGCCUCUGGGAAGGUGGUUCACGCGUCUGAACAGGCGUCCAGCGUGCUUCACUGCAAGAGGAAGUUUCUGGAAUCUGCCAAGUUCGUGGAGCUGCUGUACCAUCAGGACGUCAAUGUGUUUUACUCGCACACGGCGCAGCCGCGACUGCCGCCCUGGAACCUGGGCACAGACAGCGCAGCGCUUCUGUUUGAAUGCGCCCAGGUCAAGUCCUUCUUCUGUCGAAUCAGAGGAGGGAAAGAUAGAGAUGGAGAGAUGCGUUAUAGUCCUUUCCGGAUCACUCCAUACCUGCUGAAGGUUCGGGGACCGAGCGCAGAGGAAGAGCCAUGCUGUCUGGCCCUGGCCGAACGCAUCAUCUCAGGAUAUGAGGCCCCUCGCAUUCCCAUGGACAAGCGCAUAUUCAGCACGACUCAUUCACCAGGCUGUGUCUUUUUAGAAGUGGACGACCGUGCGGUGCCUUUGCUCGGUUACCUCCCUCAGGACCUGAUCGGUACCUCAGUUCUGACCUGCCUGCAUCCAGACGACCGCAUGCUCAUGCUGUCCAUGCACCGCAGAAUUCUGAAGUACGCGGGCCAGCCUCCGUUUGAACACUCACCCGUCCGGUUCCAGUGUCAGAACGGGGACUACGUCACCCUGGACUCCAGCUGGUCCAGCUUCAUCAACCCCUGGAGCCGUAAAGUGGCCUUCAUCAUCGGAAGGCACAAAGUUCGCACUGGACCUCUGAAUGAGGACGUUUUUUCUGCACGGAGUAAACCUGAGCAGCCAGGCAUGUGUGAGGACGUUAAAGAGCUGCAAGCCAUGAUCUACAAGCUCUUCUCACAGCCUGUACACAAUAAUGGAUCCAGUGGCUAUGGCAGUCUGGCUAGUAACGGCUCUCACGAGCAACACAUCAGCGUGGCCUCGUCCAGCGACAGUAAUGGAAACCUCUGGGAGGAUUCGCACAGAGAACGAAUGACAUUGCAGCGGUUUUGUGCUGAUGUCAGUAAAGUGAAGAGCUGGGGCCAGCAGGCGUAUCUGGACUCCAGGAGGAAGCUCACACCUUUAGGACCAGCCACUGCAGUGGCGGCAGCAGGCGUUUAUCCUGAUACCAGUCAGGGUUUGGGAAUUAGAGAUCAUCUAAAGCAGUCUCUUCAAGAAGCCCGGAAACAACCACACAUCCCAUCCUACCAGCAGAUCAACUGUGUGGACAGCAUCAUCAGAUAUCUGGAGAGCUGUGCGACGUCUCCUCUGAAACGAAAGAGCGAAUCUCUGUCCAUCACUACGUCAUCUUCAUCCUCCAUGUCUGAGGAAGACAAACCCACAGCGGCCGCACAUGAAGACGAGGGCGCUGGUGCUCUGGACAGCCAGGUGUCUGCGGGAUCGGUCACGACGGCAGCGGUGGUGGGAGCGCCGCUCACAGACAUUACAAUCUCCACAGAAGCCAUGAGCGUGGUGUCCGUCACCAGUCAGUGCAGUUACAGCAGCACCAUAGUGCACGUCCCACAGCCCGAGUCGGAGGUCACAGCUUUAGAAGAUGCUCCAAUGGGGAGUGAACCUACAGACUCCGCCCCCACUCCUGCAUGCCCCGCCCCCAGCACCUCCUCCUCAGCGGCUCAGGAGGAGUUACUCGUGUUGGGUCUUACUAAAGAGGUGCUGUCGGCCCACACCCAGAAGGAGGAGCAGCAGUUCGUAGAUCGUUUCCAACAUCGUAUCCUGCAGAGUCCUUACAGCUCCUACCUCCAGCAGGACAACAGCAGCAAGGCCCAUUCUCAUCACAGAGCUGAUGUUGUGCGUCCUCCAAACAAGCACAAGCGUCCCAAACCAGAAGACUCGUCUGACAGCUACGGCUCCCAGCCGGGCAACUACUGGUCACUUCCCAGACCCACAGGAGCGCCUCAUUCCUCCUGGCCGUCCUCAGAGUCGUCUCAGCCCCAGCCAUCCAACAUCGGCUUUGUGCCGCCCAUGGCAGUGCCCAUGCAGUCGGCCCCUUACUUCACGGUGCUCGGUGCAGGUCAGCAGCCCAUGGUGGUCCAGCCUGACCAAGGUGUCCAGAACCUCCAACCCAUGCAUCCCAUGAGUCCCAUGAUGGUCGUCCUGCUUCCUAAUUACCCCAUGUACCCCGGCAACAAUGGCAUGUAUCUGCAGGGGAUGCCCGUCCCGGCACCUGGAGUCGUUCCCCAGCCUCCCUUUAAUAUGUGUGGCUACAUCCCGCCUGGUGGCCACAUGCCACAUGGGUCUCCAUCUCAGGAGCAUCCUCCAGGACCCAGCGUCACAGGAGCUGGGAUGCCACCGGGAGCCUCAGCGGAGGUCGACUCGAUACCUGCCCCCUGGUUUGGGGAAGACCUUGAUGCAGCACAACCUACAGCACUCUUCUCCAGCUCUCGCUCCAGCUCACCCAUCCAGCUGAACUUACUCCAGGAGGAGCUGACCAAACCCACCGAAGCCCAGAACAGCACCGGUCCAGAGAGUCUGCAUGAGCACCACGCCAGAGCGGAGGACGCUCCCAGCGAGUCGGGGAACCAGGAUGCCCAUUCUACCUCCAGCGAAAUGCUUGAGCAGUUGCUACAGGAGGACGCCCGCUCAGGAACCGGCUCCAACGCCUCAGGCAGUGGCUCCGGGGAGUUGGGAGGCUCUUUGGGCUCCGGCUCGGGACUCUGCUCUAACAGAACAUCUAGCAGUCACACAGGCAGCAGCAAUAGCAGCAAGUACUUCGCCAGCAACGAUUCGUCAGACACAUCACGGAAAGCACGCAAGUCCACGGAGGCCCAGGACAAGGAGCAUACGAGCUUUAAAAAGAACGAGGACAACCCAGUAUGGAGCAUGAUCAAGCAGACGCCCGAACCCCACAUGAUGACCUAUCAGAUCUGCCCCAGGGAUCAGGCCCAGGUUCUUCAAGAAGACCGGGAGAAGCUGGUUCUGAUGCAGCCCAUGCAGCCCUGGUUCACGCAGGACCAGAAGAAAGAGCUGGCCGCGGUCCAUCCCUGGAUCCAUCAGCACAGCGUCCCACAGGAGAUCAACACACAGGGUUGUGUGAGUUGUAACACCAUGGAACCGGGUCAAAAUCUGAACCUUCAGACUGAUUGUCCAAACCCUCCCACUCCGGUCAGCUCCGGUCCGUCACAGGACACCAGACCCAACACAGACACCUGACCACAGACCCCGCUGGACCUCCAGGCCUCUGGGACUCAGGGAUUUUUCUGCUUUCACAAGAGAGAGACACCUGCAUCUGUGUGCCAGUCUCUCAUAACUCCUCCUGAGGACAUGAAACCGCGUCAGAGUGAGUUUGGACAAUGAGUGACGCUCGCCACGUGACCAUGCAUUUCUCUCUGCUGUUCUCCGUUACAGUCCAUGGACCCCGACAGCUGUGAAUAUCAGACUUUAAUUGGGUAGUGGUGUCAUAAGAGUACUUCAUAUUUUGCCCGAAUGUUUUUGUUCAUUAAUAAUGUGUCCUCUACUGAAUCUUGCUGGCUCAGGAGGGUUUAUGAUCUCCAAGAAGUCCCUGCAAUGAGUUUCCUGACCACUUGCGCAGAUAUAAAUGCGUGUAAAAACAUUAGCACUCACCGCUAAAAUCUAACAGCGUCUACGAAUGAAAAGGAAUGAGAUUUAGUCCAGAGCACAAAGAUCUUCAAUCCUUAUUGAGUUCAUCCAAUCCAAAUGAAUAAUUUGAAUGAGGCCUUAAAUAAGUUUUUCUGUCAAGAGUUUGUUUAUUUUUCUUUUCUCAAUUUCAAAUAUUUUUUCCAAUAAACAUGUGUUUGAAUGAUGUCUAACAAUGUCAUGCUCUGGUAUAAAACUCUCAGUGAUGGUGUAAUGAGAAUAUACAGAAAGUUUUCUGUUGUGUCUGUUGGGUUGAUCGCACAUUUUACCCCAAAAAAAAAGAUUUUUGUAAAUUUACAUAUAAAAAGGAUGACCAUUAUGAUUGUUAGCAUUGUGACAUUUAUUUUCAUCAUUUGAAUUUGGGAGGAAAAUCUGAUUAAUUGUCAAAAUACAAAGUAAUUUUUAUUUAUGCAUGAUUAUUAUAAUACAGUAUAUAUUAUUAUACAGUACAGUAGCUGUCACUGGGACAGUACCCUUUCAUAUGUUACACCUUUGUACCAUAUUUACCACUACAGGGUCCAUAUUAGUACCUCAAGGCUCCGUAUUAAUACCCUUUCAAUUUCUCAAAUCCAUCAUAAAGUAGAUAAAAAGACAGUGCAGUUUACCGUAUUAUUUUCUCCAAACUUCGUUUUUGUCCACUUGUCUUUUUUAUUUAUUAACCUGUAUUGAUCUGCGUCAGAGCUGACGUGUCGUUGUGUUUUCUGUGCCGUUCCUGAAGUCAGAUUAGACUCCGUUACUUUAGAGGCUCGAUUACUGACCCGUCAGUCCCACCCCAACAGAAAACCUAUGAUCUGUACAGUUUUGUGAUCAAAGAUACAUUUUGUAAAAUUUUUAGAAUGUAAAUAUCAGUCCAGUGUAUUUUACGGAGAAAAAAAGGUGCAAAAUACAACAAACUGUAUGAAAAAAAAGCCAUUUCGUGUCAAAUUCAGGGAAAUAUUUUGACACCACAUGAUAACUAUGAAUAAAAUACCACAGUGACUCCAA